This is a messenger RNA of Nannizzia gypsea CBS 118893, 1749 nucleotides long. RefSeq names its product tRNA pseudouridine synthase 1. Gene Ontology annotation, biological process: tRNA pseudouridine synthesis; mRNA pseudouridine synthesis. Bases 1 to 1749 code for a protein of 582 amino acids. Gene Ontology annotation, cellular component: nucleus. NCBI's taxonomy places the organism in Eukaryota, Fungi, Ascomycota, Eurotiomycetes, Onygenales, Arthrodermataceae. Gene Ontology annotation, molecular function: RNA binding; pseudouridine synthase activity. The record is from RefSeq and is a predicted model, not a curated record. The transcript has 4 exons.
AUGGACCCAGCUGUGCAGAACCCCAGUCCGGCUGAGAAUCUUGCCAAAGACGACCCUCCUGCCGCACAGGAGGCUGUCGCAGACCAGCACAGCAACAAGCGGAAGAUGGACUCCGGCGCAGCUGGAAAAGGUGGCCGAAACAAACAAAAAGAUAUGGGAAGGAAGGCUUACAGGCGCGCAGCGAACGACCAGCAGGAGUCCAAGCGGAGGAAGAUUGAGCAAGGAGAGAGUCCAAUGCCGAUAUAUGCUACUCAAUUCUCCCAGGAAGACAUCGAUGCUGACGUACGGCGACCGAAGAAGAAGGUUAUUGUCAUGUUGGGCUAUUCCGGCACCGGAUACCAUGGAAUGCAGCUAUGUCCUACGGAAAAGACCAUUGAAGGAGACCUAUUUGCCGCCUUUGUUGCGGCCAACGCCAUCUCCAAGGCCAACGCUGUAGAUCCCAAGAAAUCAUCCUUUGUCCGUUGUGCAAGAACAGACAAGGGUGUGCAUGCUGCCGGCAACGUUGUUUCUCUCAAGCUCAUCAUCGAAGACCCAGACGUAGUGCAGAAGAUCAACGAGAAACUAAAUCCACAAAUCAGAGUAUGGGGUAUCAUCCCGGCAACCAAGGGGUUCAGUGCCUAUCAAUUCUGCGAUUCCCGCAUGUACGAAUAUUUGAUACCCUCGCAUUGCUUCCUACCACCACAUCCGAGCACUUUUCUGGCUCAGAAAAUGGUUGAAAUGGCGGAGAAGCAUGGCGAUAUGGAAGCUUUUAAAGAGAGGCAGGCUGAAGUGGAGUCUUAUUGGGAAGAGACAGACAAGAAGCACAUCCAGCCCAUAAUAGAUGCUCUGCCAGAGAAGAUCAAACCCUACGUUCAAGCUGCCGUUGGCUCCGUUGGCGGCGAAGAAGACAAGACAACUUCAAGCAGCAAUGAGGACGGAGAAGCUGGCCAGGAGAAUGUGGGUGAAACUGAUGCCAAAAAGUCCGACCUCACACCCGAUGAACAGGCCCAAGUCAACGUGGCCAUUAAGGACAUCAGAACAGCCUACUUCGAAGCCAAGAAUGAAUACCGUAUACCCCCCGAACGUCUCGCACGCAUUAACGCAGCACUAGCCCUCUACGUCGGCACCAAAAACUUCCACAACUAUACCAUCCAAAAGACUUUCCGUGACGCCUCAGCAAGACGCCUAAUAAAGUCCUUCAAAAUCUCCAGGGACCCUGUCGUAAUCAACGGCACCGAAUGGCUGAGUUUGAAAGUCCACGGCCAAAGUUUCAUGAUGCAUCAGAUCAGAAAGAUGGUUGCGAUGGUUGCUUUGCUCGUUCGUUGCGGAGCAGAUAUCAACCGUAUCAAUGAAAGUUAUCAGAAUUCCAGGAUACCGAUUCCCAAAGCACCGGGGUUGGGACUGCUGCUUGAACGACCUAUUUUCGACGGGUAUAAUAAAAAGGCAGAAGUGCUGGGUAGGGAGAUACUUGAUUUUGAUAAGUAUGAGAAGGAAAUGGAUGAGUUUAAGCUUAAGGAGAUAUAUCAGCGUAUCUUCACGGAGGAAGCUGAGAAACAUGCUUUCGGGACGUUCUUCAAUCAUAUCGACAGCUAUAAGGAAAAUACUUUCUUAUAUGUCACUUCCGGUGGUCUAGCUGCUUGCUGCUCAUCUACUGUUCAGCCCACUGCUGCUCAGGAGGAAGAUGCUAGGAAGGCGGACAGCAAGAUCCUCGCAGAGGUCGAGUCUGAGUCCGAGGCAGAGGUUGUGGAUAACGGUGAAGAUGGCGGUUAG